Messenger RNA from Miscanthus lutarioriparius, 582 nucleotides. NCBI's taxonomy places the organism in Eukaryota, Viridiplantae, Streptophyta, Magnoliopsida, Poales, Poaceae. The record is from the annotation of a GenBank genome assembly.
AUGGCAACACUAGUGCUUGAAAUGCUCAGGCUAACACUGCCUUGCAACCUGAUGACCAAACAUCUACUCCAAGAUAGCAAAAGAAUCCAGAAACUGCAGAUUCUUGUGGACUGCAGUGGAGAUGACAAUGAAGAAAAGAAUCCAGAAACUGCAUUUUCAAACAAGAAAUCAGCACUUUUAAAGAUUAUCGAGGAAACUCCUGUUCGCAAAACAAUUAUUUUCUGCAACAAGAUUGAGACAUGUAGAAAGGUUGAGAAUGCGCUGAGGCGGGUUGACAGGAAAGCUUCGCAGAUCAAAGUUCUCCCCUUCCAUGCUGCGUUGGAUCAGGCCCAGCGCAUCGCAAACAUCAAGGAGUGCCUGAACAAGCAAACGGCUGACUCCAUGUUCCUCGGCAUCGCGGGGCAUCGACUUUGCAAACGUGAACCAAGCGAGUACGUGCGGCGCGUUGGGCGGACGGUUCGCGGUGCGUCUGGCAACGGCAAGGCAUUCGUGUUUGCGGUGGGCAAGCAGGUGUCCCUGGCCAGGAGGGUGAUGGAGAGGAACAUGAAGGGGCACCCGCUGCACGACGUGCCGUGCGUCUAG